AUGCCCACAAAUGGCAGCAAAGCCCUCAAGCUCCAAUUUGGGCUAAUUAACUAUGAGAGCCGCUACCUGACAGCCGAGGCUUUUGGGUUCAAAGUGAAUGCUUCUGCUCCAAGCCUCAAGAAGAAGCAGAUCUGGACACUCGAGCAAGAUGAGAAGGACAGCCAGGUGGUGUACCUGCGCAGCCACCUGGGCCGCUACCUGGCGUCUGACAAAGACGGCAAGGUGAGCUGUGAGGCUGAGAGCCAAGUGAGUGACUGCAGGUUUUUAAUAGUUGCACAGUCAGAUGGCCGCUGGGCUCUUCAGUCUGAAACGCACCUGCGCUUCUUCGGAGGGUCGGAAGACUACCUGUCCUGCUUUGCUCAAUCGAUUGGUGAGCCUGAGCUGUGGGCAAUGCACCUGGCCCUUCACCCACAGGCAAACUUGCUAAGUGUAGCCCGCAAACGUUACGCCCACCUGUCUGCACCUGAGGGUGAAAUAGCAGUGGACAGCAACAUUCCAUGGGGUGUUGACGCCCUCCUAACCCUGGUUUAUAUGGAUGGCAAAUACUGCCUAAAGACCAGUGACAGCCGCUUCUUAAGUAGCGACGGGAAGCUGUCGUUUGAAAAUGGACGUGGAACAGGAUACACACUGGAACUGAAACAAGGCAAAUUAGCCUUCAAAGACUGUGAAGGGAAGUACUUGAGCCCCAUGGGGCCAACAGGUACCUUACGUUCAGGACGCUGCUCCAAACCUGGCAAGGAUGAGUUGUUUGAUCUGGAGGAAAGCCAUCCACAGGUGGUAUUUCAGGCCACCAAUAGGAAAUUUGUGUCAAUACGACAAGGUGUGAGCAUCUCAGCAAACCAAGAUGAUGAAACAGACAUGGAGACUUUUCAAAUGGAGAUUGAUAGAGACAGCAAAAAAUGCAAAUUCAGAACAAAUGAAGGCAACUAUUGGACACUGGUAGCUCAUGGAGGCAUUCAGGCCACAGCUACAGAAGUAGGUACCAACACCAUGUUUGACAUUGUGUGGCUGGGACAGCGGGUGGCACUAAGAGCCAGCAAUGGGAAAUAUGUGUGCACCAAGAAGAAUGGUCAGCUUGCUGCCAUCAGUGACUCGAUAGGUGAAGAUGAACAACUGAUUCUGAAGCUGAUUAAUAGGCCCUUCUUAAUCCUCCGGGGUGAAAAUGGAUAUGUGUGCCACCACAAAAACUCUAACACACUGGAUGCCAACCGCUCUGUUUACAACAUCUUCACAUUACAGUUCAAUAAUGGGGCAUACCAUAUUAAAGGUGCAGGCGGGAGGUUCUGGUAUGUGUCCAGCAAUAGCUUGGUGUGCUCUGAUGGAGAUACACCGGAAGACUUCUGCUUUGAGUUCUUAGAUCAUGGUCGCAUAGGAAUUAGGGGCAAGAAUGGCAAGUACCUGCGUGGAGACCAAGGGGGCACGUUGAAAUGCGAUGGAGGGGCUGCAGAUAGUUCAUCUCUCUGGGAAUACUGA
Electrophorus electricus (electric eel) is the source of this 1473-nucleotide messenger RNA. It is a transcript of the gene fscn2b, whose product is annotated as fascin actin-bundling protein 2b, retinal. Gene Ontology annotation, molecular function: actin filament binding; protein-macromolecule adaptor activity. The record is from RefSeq and is a predicted model, not a curated record. Gene Ontology annotation, cellular component: cytoplasm; actin cytoskeleton. Lineage: Eukaryota; Metazoa; Chordata; Actinopteri; Gymnotiformes; Gymnotidae. Gene Ontology annotation, biological process: actin filament bundle assembly; cell migration; establishment or maintenance of cell polarity.